Molecule: messenger RNA, 2440 nt
Organism: Schizophyllum commune H4-8
Lineage: Eukaryota; Fungi; Basidiomycota; Agaricomycetes; Agaricales; Schizophyllaceae
Exons: 6
Coding region: 71-2161 (696 amino acids)
Source: RefSeq, a predicted model, not a curated record
UGAACUGCCACCGGCGCCUGUGCAAAGACCACGCUCAACUCAUUCCAAUCCUUCCUCACCCGCCGCCGCCAUGGCAGAUAUACCAGACAGGCAGACGUUGAUGGACAUGAAGCGCCCAGAGCUUCAGCGGCUCUGCAAGGAGCACCAAUUGCGAGCCAAUCUAUCGAACGUCGAACUCAUCGCUUCGCUCAUCCACUACGUUGACAACGACAGAGAUGGCGCCGAAUCCGAUGCAGCCCCAGAUACUGCCCCGCCCACCCCUGCCCCCGCCCCCGUACCUCUGCAAAGGACAUCAUCCCGCCGCGCGCUGAGUCGCGCUACAAGUCGGUCGGUAGGUAGCGUCACCGACAACAGCAUCGGCAAGCCCCAGUCCAACGUCGAGAACCACCAGCCGCUCCCUCCACCCGUCCCAUCCCCCGCCCGUGCCAGCAAGGCCAAGCAACAGACAAGACUUGGAGUCGGUCGGCCCAAGGUUGCCGGAGGCGCCGGUGCGAGGGCCGUUACCAAGACCUUCAGCACAUCGAAGCGAGGCAAGGGUGCCAGCAGGACGGUCAAGCCGACCGAAGCAACAAUACCCGAGGAACCCACCAUCAUCUCUCCUGUCCCUCAAGCCAACUUUGAGUUCCGCUUUGACAUGGACACCGGCGCAGGACCUUCGGGCACUCAGCAGUCUGGCGAACCGUCGACCCAGGAUACAACAAUGUCCGCUCUCUUUGCGCAGCCAUCGCAGGACUCGCACGAGUGGGCGAACCUUCUGAACUCACAACAAGCAACUGAGCUCUUCUCGUCGAUGGACCCCCAGCCAGCUAUCACUGCCGCCAUCCAGCCCAUCCAAGAGCAACUGAAAUCCCUGCAGAGCGAGAUGUUCUCAAUACGGUCCACCUACGCUGCCGAAGUCGCUGCUCUCAAAGGCCAACUCGCCCAAGCACAGACCACGAUCACGUCUUUGACCACCCAGCUGGAUGAGCUUAAGCCGCAGAUCACGAAGAUCCGGGGAGAUGCGGCGAUCUCUGUCGCGCAUAACGGCCAACUUCACGCGCAUGCUUUCGAUAUCCAGCAACUGAAGGAUAAGGUCGCUAUCCUAUCGAGGGCGGUGCCGUCUGGCGCAUCCUCGUCUCGUUCUGCAUCUCCAGGGGGAUCUGUUCGCGCGAUUUCUCCGGCGCAGCGCGCUCUAGCUCAGCAACAGACAGCUUCGUCAUCGCCUGGUCGCCGUGCUCGUAUGGACUCCCAGCCUUCUCCGGCUCCUACGCCUGGGCCAAGCUCGGUCCCAGCCGGUCACCCAGGUUACGCGCCGAGGACCCUAGGCAAGCGCCAUCGUGAUUCUGCCGCCAGCUCAACCGCGGAUGUGCUCGAGCAGAGCCAGGCUUCCCAGCUCACUGAGGAGGAACUGUCCCAGCAGGCGGUCCGCCCGGACAGGAAGCGUGCCAGGACGAUCCCGGACAUCGAGGUCGAGGACACAUCUGCGGAUGAGGAAUUGCCCAACGAUGACUCUAUCGUCGUACCUGCGCCGCAUCAGCUUCAGCCUUUCACUGUAUUCCGGGACCCUAGCCCUACGCAGCGUUCAGACGAAGACGAGGAGCCAAUCUAUGACCAGAACGCGCCGCCAACGAACUCAAUCAAUUCCUGGCUCGCUCCGGCCUCAUCACAGGACGCCUUCCGCGAGGCCUUCUCCAUUAUCGAAACAGAGGACGAGCCCGCACCCCAGAACAUCACGCCCGCCGCGGGCCCCGCCCCCCAGUACAGCGGCAACCACCACUUCCCCAUGCCCGAGACGCCCGUCUCGCCGACGCCCGAGAGCGGGCACCCCGCGCAGGGCUACUUCGGGCAGCAGCGCCGCAGCCCCGCGCGCGACGACAUGUACUCGAUGUUCGGCCUGCCGUCGCCGACGCGCCCGACGCUGCGCACGCCGACCGCGGUGCGGCGCAUGUCCGGGCAGGCGCCGGUGGACCCGACGGCGCUGCUGAGGAAGGGCGGCGGCGGGGAGGGGUCGGGCCUGCCGACGCUGGCGGAGCUGAUGGAGACGAGCCCGCCGUCGCCGACGGAUCCGGAGAGCAGGACGAUGUAUGGGACGGAGAUUGAGAAUGAUACGCGGUUUGCGGAUUUUGGGAUGAGCCAUAUUGUGACGAGUUCGCGGGGGUUUUGGGAGCCGUCGGGGAUGUAGAGGAGGGUCGGGGCUUUGAAGAAGGAUGGUUGAGCUCGAAGAGAGGUGCAUGAAGGACUCAAUGCAUGAGGUAUCUAUGUCUUUAACCCUAUGCAGCUAUGCAGACGGCUCGAUGAAGCAGCGUCCCUUCGCGCGUCGUCGAGCCGUCUCCCAUGCCAGCCUACUUGUCUGUUGUCGUGUUAUGGUGUUAUGCUUGUCGCGCUCUUUCCAAUUGUGUAACUUGUGUGUUCGUGAUGUGUCCGGGGGCAGCUGUCUGGUAUGAGAAUGAGCUGGUGCGAU